AUGCUCGGAAGCACCUGCCUGCUGCUGCUCCUGCUCACUCGGGACGUCUCAUCACGGCACGUCGCCAUCGUGACAGGCGGCACGCGCGGUAUCGGCCGUGGCAUCUCCGAGUCCCUUGCACGUGACGGCUUCGAUCUCCUCUGCACGUACAACACAAAUGCAGAGGCGGCGGCAGCAGCGGCAGAGGAGCUGCGGACCACCCACGGCGUCCGUGUCGAAUGUGUCGGCGGCGACAUCGCUCAGGGCUGCGAGCUCGGCGCGGUGGUCCACAACGCGGGGCAGUACGUCGGCAUCACCUCGGACAACGCCGACGGGCUGACGGCGGGCAUGCUCGGCUUUGGUGACGGGUCAAUGCUGUCUGCCGACGGCGGCUCCACCAACCUCGCGACGAUGCGCUACUACCAGAGGCUGUACGGCGAUGCGUACAUCGACCUGAUGGAGCGAGGGCUCAGGCGUAUGGGCACCUCGGGUGGGUCCCUGAUCGGCAUCUCGUCGCCCGGCUGCAGCACGCAGUACAACGCGAACCUCGGCUACGACAUGCCCGGUAGCGGAAAGUGCGUCAUGGAGUACGCGAUGCGGCUGUUUGCCCUCCGAUGUGCCGGCCGCUCCGUCAACUGUAACGUCGUCAUUCCUGGCGUGACUGUGACCGACGCGUGGGGCAGGCUUGCAGCCACGCGCGGUGCCAGCAAGGACGACCUCAUCGAGGGCAUCGCGGGGCGACUGUCGCCGAUGGGGUCGAUGACGCCGCGGCAGCUUGGCGACGCGGUCGCCUUCCUCUGCUCCCCGCGGGGCCGCCUCAUCACCGGCGUCUCUCUGCCGGUCGACGGUGGCGUCCACCUCAAGUCGUGA
Emiliania huxleyi CCMP1516 is the source of this 849-nucleotide messenger RNA. RefSeq lists its product as hypothetical. The record is from RefSeq and is a predicted model, not a curated record. The transcript is spliced from 2 exons. NCBI's taxonomy places the organism in Eukaryota, Haptophyta, Isochrysidales, Noelaerhabdaceae. Bases 1 to 849 code for a protein of 282 amino acids.